Fusarium subglutinans is the source of this 1110-nucleotide messenger RNA. Its product is annotated as fusarubin cluster-oxidoreductase. Lineage: Eukaryota; Fungi; Ascomycota; Sordariomycetes; Hypocreales; Nectriaceae. The coding region runs from base 1 to 1110 and encodes 369 amino acids. The transcript is spliced from 3 exons. The record is from RefSeq and is a predicted model, not a curated record. Gene Ontology annotation, molecular function: oxidoreductase activity, acting on NAD(P)H.
AUGCUUUCCCAUUUGCGCAAUCGCACUUCAGUGAAUUGUCUUCAGGCACUCUCUUCACAAAUCAGAGCUGCCAGCACAAUGAAAGAAGCUAUUGUAUCGCGCGGACCAAAAGUCCAUAUCGUUGACAGCCCGAUACCGAAAGCGGGACCUGGACAACUUGUCGUCAAGAUUGAGUACGCUGGUAGUAACCCCAAGGAUUGGAAACGACCUGAGUACUGGGGAAGCAAGGCCUCCAUCAACCAGGGAGAUGACCACUCUGGAACUGUCUCCGAGGUUGGCGAAGGAGUAUCUGACUUCAAAGUCGGUGAUCGCGUCGCGGCUAUGCACGAGGGGAAGCAGCCUGGCGGGAGUUACACUGAGUAUGGUGUAAGCUGGGCAUACACCACCAUUCAUCUACCGGAACACACUACUUUUCGAGAGGGUGCUGCCAUACCCUUCGCUGCAUUCACCGCAGCUUGUGCCCUCUACGCAAAGCUCAAUCUUCCCCACCCGACGCAUCCAAACUCCGACGAUCAAAAGCUACCUCUUGUGAUCUGGGGCGCUUCAUCAGCCGUUGGGUCAUACGCAGUACAAUUGGCAAAGAAGUCUAACAUUCAUCCACUCAUUUGUAUCGCUGGUCGUGCGCAAGAGCACGUCGAGAGAAUGAUUGACAGAUCCAAGGGCGACACGGUCAUUGACUACAGAAAAGGGCACACGGCAGUCGCGCAAGAGAUCAAGGCUAGCCUUAGAGGCGAAAAGCUAGAGCACGCCUUUGACGCUGUAUCUGAAAUGGGUUCUUACCAGACCAUUUGUGAGGUCCUUGACCAGGAGACUGGGAAGAUCACUCUCAUCAUUCCUGCACAGAGCUAUUCUGAUAUCCCCAAGACCAUUGAGAAAUCAGUCACUACGGUAGCCAGUGUACAUGAAGAUUUGAAGGAAUUCGCCCGGGCGUUUUCGAUACACUUUGGCAAAGGGCUGGAUGAGGGCUGGUUCAAGGCGCAUCCGCAAGAGGUUGUGCCUGGGGGCUUGGAAGGGAUAGAGAAGGGCUUGAGGGACUUGCAGCGCGGAAAGGCUAGCGCAGUGAAGUAUGUCUACAAGAUUGCCGACACGCCAAGAAUAGAGUCUCAAUGA